This is a messenger RNA of Microtus ochrogaster (prairie vole), 1418 nucleotides long. RefSeq names its product transmembrane protein 139 (gene Tmem139). The record is from RefSeq and is a predicted model, not a curated record. Lineage: Eukaryota; Metazoa; Chordata; Mammalia; Rodentia; Cricetidae.
UAAGGACUCGGAUUUGUAAGAAGCCAUUUAACUGAGCUGGGAAACAAGAGCACACUUCCGACUCUCCAAGACAAAGAAUCCACAAACACAAACUGCAGAGGCCUGAAGCACCACUCAGAUUUCGCCCAUGGCUCCCUCUGUGCCCAGAAUUGAAAUACACCACUGUCUGCUCCAGCCGUUCAGGAAAGACAGUUGGUGUCCCUGUGGCCUUGUUGUGUCUUGGUUCGCAUUCUCCUCCAUCCAGAGCAUGGGUUGACUCAACUGUGGCAGACAGCAAAAGUCAGGCUGAGAGGUGCCCUGGGAGGGACCAUGGUGCCAAGGCAGUUGUGGGAGAAACUGAAGCAGUCAUUUCUCUUCCUGAGCAGUGCCUCGCUCCUUCUGGGGCUGGCUUUACUGGUCAUACAGCCUAACAUUGCCCCUUUUGCUUAUUUCUUCCUCUGCUUGGCUGGCUUCUGCUUUCUUGCCUGCCUCUUCGCCUGUGUGGUGGAACGGAGCCUCCGAUCUAGGCAGAGCUCAAGGCAGACUGAGAAUUCAGAGGCCCCAGGCAAUGCGCGGGUCAAUGAGGCUUUUGAGGUACCAACCUAUGAACAGGCCGUAGUGAUGGACUCAGAAACACAGCACCACCUCCAAGAGCUGGAGCAACCACCCCCUUACAGCAGUGUCGUUAUAGCCCCAGGAGUUGAGGGGGCGCAGCCUAGCCAGCUAGAGAGGCCCAGCCCAGGAAGGCUGAAGAGACGAGUGGGCUCAGAGGGGACAAUGUCUCGCAGAGGAAAUCCUGGAGGAGCUCUUCGACUUAGGGGCCCACGAGUUGCAUCCACUGCUCCCGAUCUGCAAAGCUUGAGGGUGGCCCCCAAAUUGGAGCCCACUACUCCACCCCCUGCCUACGACAUCUGUUUUGCUUACCCUGAAGAUGACAAUGUUUUCUAUGAAGACAAAUGGAUACUUCCCUAGGCGAUGCUCUCAGAACUUAUCAUCGCGGCACUCCUCUGCCCAGCAUUUCCUACUAUCUACUUAAUCAGAAACUGGUUUUGCCUGCCCGAACGUCAUAGAGGGGGUCUUCAAACCAGCCGGGAGGCAGACUAUGGAAAGCCCUUCCCAUUUGAGAUAUGGGUGGCAGUUGGAUUCAUCUGGAAAAAUUCUGGAGCCCAUCUGACGUCCAGCAUUUCCAAAGUAAGGUGGAAGAUGAGAGAGAGAGAGAGAGAAACUGGAGUGGUACAUCGGAGUGACAGCUGUUUCAUCAAACCUCGCUUAGAUUCCUGGUGGGGUAUUACGUAACAGGGUAAUUAGAGACUCUAAGGGUGAGGGGGGCUGGAGAGUUUUCACAAAACCAAAAUGCUAGUUAAAAAAAAAAAACAUAAAAAUAACUCGAGUCAAAUCCUAACCCCGGUGCCUAUUGUUUUCAAUACAAACCAGGCAAU